AUGGCAAGAGCACUAAUACGACAUAUUUUCAAACGAAGACCUUACUCCACUACUAUAUCUUUCACACCAAAUGAUAAUCGGCACGUUUUUGAAUCGGAAAAAUUAACGACGGAAGAAAACUGGGCAGCAAUACCAAAUAAACCAAGUUUCACCAAUAUUGAAAAAGUGCAUCAUGAAAUUAUAAAUCCCGAAGAAGUAGCAGAUUUGGUGACGAAACUAAACACUAAUGAUAUUUUAGUAACUAUUCUAUCUCAGAAUAAAGUUUUAUAUGGUGACCCUAAUUACAUCAUCAAGAGCUUAACUGGAAAUAACGAUAAACCAACUAUUUUCCCGUUUUCAAGUAUACUAUCUAGCUGGAAGAAGACUUACAAUAAGCAAAUUAAACCAUUGAUUGAUUUGGAAGAAAAAAACUACAAUUCGGUUGAUAAUAAAUUGAUCAGAUCAAUAAGGUCUAAAUCAUUUGAAGAAUAUUUUGAACAGAGUCGAGCUAUGAGAAAUUCCAAAUUAAUUUCUAGUGGGAUUCUCCACUUUUCAGAAUUAAACCUGCUUUAUACCAUUGAGUCCGCUACAAGUGAUACCCUCGAUAGUAUCGACAGUACCUCUUCUUUUGAAAAGUUUUUGAAAUUUAUAACUCCACAUUUAAACCAAUUUAGGACAGAUGGAUUGAAGGAUUUACUUAGCAAAAUAUCUCAUAUCAACAAACGAUAUCCAACCAACGGUGUCGCCAUUCAAGAUAUUGUACUGACUAUCAACGCCUCAAAUCCAAGUUUACUCAAAAGUUUAGAUAAUCACACAAAAGACAAUUUGGCUUAUGUUUUAAGCUCUACAAAUCCUGAUCUUUCCAAAGAUUUACUAAAAUCAUUGAUAGAGCUGGGUAUCUGUCCAUCCAAAGAAAGUAUACACAAAUAUAUUGAAAAUUACAAAUUGGGAGAUCAAGACCAAGCUUUGCGAGAUCUUGCUUUUUUAAAACCUACGUUUUUUCAUCGUCCAUUGAGUGAGGAACAAUUUGAAGUAGUGUUAGCAACUAUCACAAACAAGUGGGAUAUGAUCAAAUUUAUUACUUUACUCAAAAAUUCACCUUCUAUUUUGAAAGACAAACAAUUAAAAAUUUAUAAAAAACUAAUGGAAUUUUCACCUACAAAGUUACUUGCGGCUCAGCUAUUAAGAUUACUUCAUGAUCGGAAUGUAACAAUAGACCCAGAGGUAUUAAGAUGUAUAGAAAAAGAUUUCAAAUAG
Messenger RNA from Lodderomyces pseudojiufengensis, 1236 nucleotides. RefSeq lists its product as uncharacterized. The record is from RefSeq and is a predicted model, not a curated record. The coding region runs from base 1 to 1236 and encodes 411 amino acids. The transcript has a single exon. Lineage: Eukaryota; Fungi; Ascomycota; Pichiomycetes; Serinales; Debaryomycetaceae.